AUGUUGACCACCGACGCUAGCAAUGGCAAGCUGUACGCCGACCUGGAGGGGCGGCUGCAGCCGCAGCUGCUCCAGGCGCUCAGUAACCACAACUUUGUGAACAUGACUCCCGUCCAGGAAAAAGUGCUGUCGCUGCCGAGCUUUACGCAGGACUGCCUGGUGCAGGCCAAGACGGGCACGGGCAAGACGCUCGCCUUUUUGUUGCCGGCCCUGCAGAACCUGCUGUCGGCGCCGGACCUGGACAGGUCGUCAGUCGGCCUGCUCGUCAUGGCGCCAACCCGCGAGCUGGCCCAGCAGAUCAAAGACGAGUGCGACAAGUUGACCAGCGCCUGCUCGCCGCCUGUGGAAUGCCACCUCGCUGUUGGUGGCGCCAACAAGGCGCCGCAGCUGAAGCGUUUCCUCAAUGGCAAGCCGACCGUGCUGGUGGCCACCCCGGGCCGCCUGAACGACUAUCUCCGUGACGACGCGCCGCGCGAGAAGCUAAGCAAAAUCCGCGCCGUGGUGCUCGAUGAGGCCGACCGUAUGCUGGAUGCCGGCUUCGCGCCCGACUUGCGGCGCAUCCUGGAGCAGAUUCCCCCGAAGAAAACGGCGGGCUGGCAAGGCAUGUGCUUCAGCGCGACGAUCCCGCCCGAGAUUAAGAAGAUGCUGCCGAUGGUACUGAGAGAUGACCACGUGCACCUGUCGACUAUCGACAAGGACGAGGUGCCCACCAUCGAUACCGUCCCGCAGACCGUCUACCCGGUCGACAGCGUGGACGACAUCCUGCCCACGCUCCACUCGGUGCUGGCCUGCGCCUGCGCCGACAACCGCGAGCUCAAGGCGGUCAUCUUCAGCCCGACGGCCCGCCACGCCGCACUGCUGUACCACAUUUUUGGCCACACAGGCGGGGCUGCUCCGCCGCGGCUGCCUGUUUUCCAAAUGCAAUCGCGUAUGUCGCAGACGCAGCGCACGCGCACGGUGAAGGAAUUCAAAGAGACCGAGAGCGGGCUGUUGUUUGCGUCGGACGUUGUCGGUCGCGGAAUGGAUUUCCCGGAUAUCGAUUUGGUCGUGCAAGUCGGUGUCCCGAGCGAGAAGGAGCAGUAUGUCCACCGCGUCGGACGCACUGGACGCGCCGGCAAGUCGGGUGAGGCCGUUAUGGUGCUGGCUCCCGAGGAGAUGUGGUUUAUCCGCAGCAACCCGCAGUUUCCCAUCAAGAACGAUGGCCCCUUCACCCACCCCUCCGCAGCAAACUGGCCCUCGGCCACCAAAAUCGCCAGUGCCCUCGAGAAAGUGCCAGAGGAGCCCAAGAUCCAAGCCUACGUCGGCAACCUGGGCUUCAUCAAAUCAAUGAUGAAAAGGUACCGCCUCGACCCCGCGGGUGUCGUCGAAUUAGGCAACCGAUUCGCCACGUCGUUUGGCCUCUCUGAGAUCCCUGGGCUGAACCCCAUGACGAUCGGGAAUAUGGGGUUGAAGGGUGUGCCGGGGUUGGUGGUAGCCAAACGAGACACGACCUCCGUCCCGUCGAGAAGGGGCCCAAAACCGGCGCUGACGGGUGGGGAGGAGAGGGAGUCCAGGCGUGGUGGAAGGGGUGGUGCAGGGUUCCGCUCGUCGAGCAGAGGGGCAUGGGGAGACAGAGACGGGGAGAGUAACGGGUUUGGCGACGGUGGGGACCGCGGGUUCAGUCCCCGCGGUGGUGACUUCCGUGGUGGUCGUGGGAGUGGUUUCCGUGACAACAAUUUCCCUGGUAAUCGUGGCGACUACGGCGGCGUCGCCUCGUUUUAA
Dichotomopilus funicola is the source of this 1761-nucleotide messenger RNA. RefSeq lists its product as uncharacterized. Lineage: Eukaryota; Fungi; Ascomycota; Sordariomycetes; Sordariales; Chaetomiaceae. The transcript is spliced from 3 exons. The coding region runs from base 1 to 1761 and encodes 586 amino acids. Gene Ontology annotation, cellular component: mitochondrion. The record is from RefSeq and is a predicted model, not a curated record. Gene Ontology annotation, molecular function: nucleic acid binding; ATP binding.